This is a messenger RNA of Homarus americanus (American lobster), 2904 nucleotides long. Its product is annotated as basic proline-rich protein-like. NCBI's taxonomy places the organism in Eukaryota, Metazoa, Arthropoda, Malacostraca, Decapoda, Nephropidae. The coding region runs from base 1 to 2904 and encodes 967 amino acids. The record is from RefSeq and is a predicted model, not a curated record. The transcript is spliced from 12 exons.
AUGGCGGCACCUCAAAGGACACUCCCAGGUGCAUCCACACCUCCAGAGACCUUUUCAGGGACGUUAGUGCCCCCAGAGACCUUCCUAGGGGUCCCAGGGGACCCUAUGGCAUGCUUGUGCAUUCUUAGGAGCGACGGCUCCCCAGGGACCCUGACUGGAGCAGCGGAGCCUGCAGGGACCUACCCAGGGGCAGCGCAGCCUCCAGCGACCAUCCCAGAAACCGUUCCAGGGGCAGUGGUGCACUGGAAACCCUCCCAGGUGGCAGCAGAGCCUCCAGGGACCAUCCCAGAGACCCUCCCAGAGAUGGUGGCACCUCAAAGCUCACUCCCAGGGGCAUCCACACCCCGAGAGACCUUUCCAGGGACGUUAUUGGUCCCAGAGACCUUCCUAGAGGUCUCAGGGGGCUCUAUGGCAUUACUGUGCCGCGACGCCCCUAGGGUGCCCCCCAGUGGUGACGGUACCCCCAGGGGCCCUUGCAACAACAGUGGCAUCCUCAGGUGCAUCCUCAAGAGCGACGGCACCCCUGGGACCCUGACUGGAGCAGCGGAGCCUGCAGGGACCUACCCAGGGGCAGCGCAGCCCCCAGAGACCAUCCCACAGACCGUUUCAGGGGAGCGACGGCUCCCCAGGGACCCUGACUGGAGCAGUGGAGCCUGUAAGGACCUUCCCAGGGGCAGGACAGUCCCCAAGGACCAUCCCAGAAACCGUUCCUGGAGCAGUGGUGCACUGGAAACUCUCCCAGGUUCGGUGGCGCCCCCAGGGACCCUCCCAAGGGCGGUGGUGCACCUAGAGUCACUCCAAUUGGAAGAGGAGUGCCAAGGGACCAUUGCAGGGGCAGCAGAGCCUCCAGGGACCAUCCCGGAGAUGGUGGCACCUCAAAGGACACUCCCAGGUGCAUCCACACCUCCAGAGACCUUUUCAGGGACGUUAGUGCCCCCAGAGACCUUCCUAGGGGUCCCAGGGGACCCUAUGGCAUGCUUGGUGCCCCCCAGUGUUGACGGUGCCCCCAGGGGCCCUCGCAACAUCAGUGGCAUACUCAGGUGCAUUCUUAGGAGCGACGGUACCCCAGGGACCCUGACUGGAGCAGCGGAGCCUGCAGGGACCUACCCAGGGGCAGCGCAGCCUCCAGCGACCAUCCCAGAAACCGUUCCAGGGGCAGUGGAGCGACGGCUCCCCAGGGACCCUGACUGGAGCAGUGGAGCCUGUAGGGACCUUCCCAGGGGCAGGACAGUCCCCAGGGACCAUCCCAGAAACCGUUCCUGGAGCAGUGGUGCACUGGAAACUCUCCCAGGUUCGGUGGCGCCCCCAGGGACCCUCCCAAGGGCGGUGGUGCACCUAGAGUCACUCCCAUUGGAAGAGGAGUGCCAAGGGACCAUUGCAGGGGCAGCAGAGCCUCCAGGGACCAUCCCGGAGAUGGCGACACCUCAAAGGACACUCCCAGGUGCAUCCACACCUCCAGAGACCUUUUCAGGGACGUUAGUGCCCCCAGAGACCUUCCUAGGGGUCCCAGGGGACCCUAUGGCAUGCUUGUGCAUUCUUAGGAGCGACGGCUCCCCAGGGACCCUGACUGGAGCAGUGGAGCCUGUAGGGACCUUCCCAGGGGCAGGACAGUCCCCAGGGACCAUCCCAGAAACCGUUCCUGGAGCAGUGGUGCACUGGAAACCCUCCCAGGGUCGGUGGCGCCCCCAGGGACCCUCCCAGGGCGGUGGUGCAUCUGGGGUCCCUCUCAUUGGAAGAGGAAUGCACAGGACCAUUCCAGUGGCAGCAGAGCCUCCAGGGACCAUCCCAGAGACCCUCCCAGAGACGGCAGCACCUCAAAGCACACUCCCAGGGGCAUCCACACCCCGAGAGACCUUUCCAGGGACGUUAUUGGUCCCAGGGGGCUCUAUGGCAUUACUGUGCCGCGACGCCCCUAGGGUGCCCCCCAGUGGUGACGGUACCCCCAGGGGCCCUUGCAACAUCAGUGGCAUCCUCAGGUGCAUCCUCAAGAGCGACGGCACCCCUGGGACCCUGACUGGAGCAGCGGAGCCUGCAGGGACCUACCCAGGGGCAGCGCAGCCCCCAGAGACCAUCCCACAGACCGUUUCAGGGGAGAGACGGCUCCCCAGGGACCCUGACUGGAGCAGUGGAGCCUGUAGGGACCUUCCCAGGGGCAGGACAGUCCCCAGGGACCAUCCCAGAAACCGUUCCUGGAGCAGUGGUGCACUGGAAACUCUCCCAUGUUCGGUGGCGCCCCCAGGGACCCUUCCAGGGGCGGUGGUGCGCCUGGGGUCCCUCUCAUUGGAAGAGGAGUGCCAAGGGACCAUUGCAGGGGCAGCAGAGCCUCCAGGGACCAUCCCGGAGAUGGCGGCACCUCAAAGGACACUCCCAGGUGCAUCCACACCUCCAGAGACCUUUUCAGGGACGUUAGUGCCCCCAGAGACCUUCCUAGGGGUCCCAGGGGACCCUAUGGCAUGCUUGUCCUACAGGCCUGGCGCUCCCAGGGACUAUCUCAGGGGUGGUGGACAUAUCAGGAACCCUCCCACGUGCCGCGACGCCCCCAGGGUGUCCCCCAGUGUUGACGGUGCCCCCAGGGGCCCUCGCAACAUCAGUGGCAUACUCAGGUGCAUUCUUAGGAGCAACGGUACCCCAGGGACCCUGACUGGAGCAGCGGAGCCUGCAGGGACCUACCCAGGGGCAGCGCAGCCUCCAGCGACCAUCCCAGAAACCGUUCCAGGGGCAGUGGUGCACUGGAAACCCUCCCAGGAGGACAUCUCAGGGGUUGUGGACAUAUCAGGAACCCUCCCAGGUGCCGCGACGCCCCUAGGGUGCCCCCCAGUGGUGACGGUACCCCCAGGGGCCCUUGCAACAUCAGUGGCAUCCUCAGGUGCAUCCUCAAGAGCGACAGCACCCCUGGGACCCUGA